Messenger RNA from Cuscuta campestris, 905 nucleotides. NCBI's taxonomy places the organism in Eukaryota, Viridiplantae, Streptophyta, Magnoliopsida, Solanales, Convolvulaceae. The record is from the annotation of a GenBank genome assembly.
GAAAAAAAUGUGUACAACGAAAUAGGACUAUUUUGUACGGAUGGACAAAUAAAAAAGAAAGCAGUUGAAAAUGUAGAAUAAUCAAAUGGAGAUUAAGUUUACCAGCCAGCUAUUAAUUAAUUGAGAGUUGUUGCAAUUACAGCUACAGCUCUCAACUUUAAAUAUGAACAACACUGACAUCUAUUGGUAAAACAAGAGACAGAAAUUCAUGGUUUGAAGUGGCCAGCGAAGAAAAAUGACUGAAAAGCCCUCCAUCAUCCUUCUCCUCACUGCCAUCAUCUUCUUCUUGAUCACAACAACCAGAGCUUCAAGAGAUCUUUCAAAACAGCCAAAUAUUGAUAAGUCUUUCACUACCAAUAAUGCCAGCCAUAAGAUUGGCUCAAGCAAAUGUUCAUACACAGUGAGCAUCAAAACAAGCUGUUCCUCAGUGAAGUACACCAGAGAUAAAAUCAGCCUUUCAUUCGGCGAUUCUUACCGGAAUGAGGUGUAUGCACCAAGGCUUGACGAUCCCCAUUCGAAGACAUUUGAGAGAUGCUCAAAGGACACAUUCCAGAUCCAGGGGCCCUGCAUGUAUGAUAUCUGCUAUCUCUAUCUAUACAGGGUGGGAUCGGACGGCUGGAAACCAGAGACUGUCACAGUGUACAGUCCUAACCACAGGUCUAUUACCUUUAAGUACAACAAAUUUGUACCCCGGGGAGUGUGGUAUGGCUUUAAUGAAUGUAACAGUGUGUCCUCCUCAGCUGCUGCUUAGAUGAGAGAAGAGAAGUUGAUACUAAGUGAAUUUGCAUGGUUUGAUUAUUGGGUUGUUAAAAUAAUUUGAGUUUAAAUUGAAAUAAAUUUCAUCAUGCUUUUGGUCUGAUUAUGUGAAUGAUGAAUAUGAAGUUCUCUGCCAUUUGGAAAUUACU